UUCUCAACCCUCCCGCGCCAGACACCCAAAAACACUCAUGGCAAAAGGAGGUUGAGUAGAGCCCCCAAAGCAUACGAGAGGACAAACGCUCUAACGCGCAUUAGUUCGUUGCUUUCUUCAGAGAGAAAAGGCACCCAAUAGACUUCGUUCUCCGAGUGUCCAGCAGUACAUAUUGGUGACAGGGAUUUUGGAGACCAAGUUGCAUGGAAAUCAACUGAUUCGGUCUAUAUUUUCUUCCACAUCUGCUUUGAGGAAUGCUACUCUAAUACGCGGCAAACGGGACCAUACUGUAUCUUCCAGUUAUCAGGACAACCUGAAACGAUUAAAUAGAGAUGAAAUAGAGAUUUAUCUCAUUUGCAAAGUGACAUCAUGAAAUCUAAAUCUUAGGAUAAAAACAGAUUUCGCUCAAAUUUCCAAAAGUCACAACUCUGGUUCAAGCUACUGUUCGUGGACUCAAUUCAACGAAAACUCAUGGGAUACAAUCUUACAUUUGCCUAUUUCCUCGGAGUAUUUAACAGUGGUCUGUCGCACGUUGAAGCCCUAAGAGGCAAGCGGCAUGCAGCAGUUUCAGCACCGAGUCGAGUCCCAGGUUGCGAGGUUAACGAUGUCGGGGGUCGCUUGUUUGGUUGAGUGUUUUGGGAAAUGAUUACAGGCAACAUCGACGGUAAAAUAAUGGUUAGAAGAUGGCUUGUGACGUUCAAACCGUUCAGGAUAUUCGUGGUGGGGAUCGGCUUCUUCAGCCUGUGUUUUCUAAUGACCUCCCUGGGGGGCCAGUUCUCAGCCAAGAGGCUUGGGGACUCCCCCUUCACCAUCCGGACAGAAGUGAUGGGGGGAGUGGAGUCUCGUGGGGUGCUUAGGAAGAUCAGUGACAUGCUAGAGGUGAUCCUGAAGAGGAUGGACAGCCUCUCCAAACUGGACAACAGCACCACCAGCGACACCCGCCGCCUGGAUGAACUCAGCUCGGCCAUCAACAGAUCCUGGUGCACGUGGGCUUCCUGACAGAGGAGUCCGGGGACGUGUUCAGCCCAAAGGUUCUGAAGGGAGGACCCCUGGGGGAGAUGGUCCAGUGGGCCGACAUCCUCACAGCCCUCCACGUCCUGGGACACAACCUCAAGAUCUCCAUGUCUGUUAAGGAACUGCAGGGAUUUCUCGGGGUGCCCCCAGGCAGAGGGAGCUGCCCCCUGACAGGACCUCUGCCCUUUGACCUCAUCUACACAGACUACCACGGCAUGCAGCAGAUGAAGCAGCACAUGGGGCUCUCGCUCAAGAGACACAAGUGCCACAUCCGUGUGAUUGACACCUUCGGGACAGAGCCGGCCUACAACCAUGAGGACUACGCCACCCUGCACGGCUACAGGACCAACUGGGGCUACUGGAACCUCAACUCCAGACAGUACAUGACCAUGUUCCCCCACACUCCAGACAACUCGUUCAUGGGCUUUGUGUCUGAGGAGCUGAACGACACGGAGAAGAGUAGCAUCAUGCAGAACAAGGUCAACAACAUGGCCGUGGUUUACGGCAAGGAGGCCAGCAUGUGGAAGCAGGGUAAGGGGGGUUUCCUCCAGAUCCUCCACAGGUACAUGGAGGUCCACGGGACGGUGUACUACGAGACCCAGCGCCCCCCCGAGGUGCCUGCCUACGUCAAGAACCACGGCCUGCUGCCCCAGCACGAGCUGCAGACGCUGCUCCGCAAGGCCAAGCUCUUCAUCGGGUUUGGUUUCCCCUACGAAGGGCCCGCCCCUCUGGAGGCCAUAGCCAAUGGGUGCAUCUACCUGCAGCCCAAGUUCCACCCACCCCACAGCUCGCUCAAUCACGAGUUCUUCAGAGGCAAGCCAACGUCUAGAGAGGUGUCGUCCCAGCACCCGUAUGCAGAGCAGUACAUCGGGCGGCCCCACGUCAUGACAGUAGACUACAACAACUCUCAGGAGUUUGACGCCGCCAUCAGAGAGAUCAUGAGUACCAAGGUCGAGCCAUACCUACCCUAUGAGUACACCUGCGAGGGAAUGCUGGAGAGGGUACAUGCCUACAUACAGCAUCAGGACUUCUGCGCCCCAGAGGCCCCCUUCCCUCCGGCCAACUCCUCCUCCUCCAAGCUGGGUCUUAGUAGUCCGGCUAGCCCUGGGCCUCAAUUUGUCCUGCUGCCCAACUCCAGUGCCCUAACCUGGGCCCCCAACGCCAACGCCCCCCCUGCCUGGCCCCCCCUCAGCUCCCUGAGGCUGCUGGCGUCCCAGGAGGGCCAGUCGUGUGUGGAGGCGUGCCAGCGUGACAACCUGGUGUGUGAGCCAGCGUUGUUCCGCUUCGUCAAUAACAGGGAGGCCCUCCGCGGGUUAGAGGUGCAGUGUGAGGUGGUGGAGGCGGAGGUCAACCACGUGUUCCCGGCCUUCUCCGUCCUACGCCGGGAGUGCGGCCUCCAGAAGGACCCCCUCCUCUACAGCUGUGCCGGCCUCAGCCCCAAGUACCGCCGCCUCUGCCCCUGCCGGGACUACCGCCGCGGCCAGGUUGCCCUCUGCCGAGACUGCUUAUGAGGAGGGGCCAGGAGUUUUUCCAAUGAAUGCCUAACCCAGCUAAGUGGCUUGGAACAACUCCAGACGCUCUAGCUAUAGCCUAUGAAUUGUAGACUAUAAACUAUGGACUAUGAAAUGAACCGGCCCUGGUUAUGAUGCUAGGAGAGGGGGUGGCUAAAGCAGAAGGACCCCCCGACUGGAAGACGUGGUUUGAGCUAUCCUGUCCCAUAGUCACCCCCCCCCCCCCC
Messenger RNA from Salvelinus fontinalis (brook trout), 2752 nucleotides. RefSeq names its product alpha-1,6-mannosylglycoprotein 6-beta-N-acetylglucosaminyltransferase B-like. Gene Ontology annotation, cellular component: Golgi apparatus. NCBI's taxonomy places the organism in Eukaryota, Metazoa, Chordata, Actinopteri, Salmoniformes, Salmonidae. Gene Ontology annotation, molecular function: alpha-1,6-mannosylglycoprotein 6-beta-N-acetylglucosaminyltransferase activity. The record is from RefSeq and is a predicted model, not a curated record. Gene Ontology annotation, biological process: protein N-linked glycosylation.